This is a messenger RNA of Aspergillus homomorphus CBS 101889, 5333 nucleotides long. RefSeq names its product type I polyketide synthase. NCBI's taxonomy places the organism in Eukaryota, Fungi, Ascomycota, Eurotiomycetes, Eurotiales, Aspergillaceae. The coding region runs from base 78 to 5333 and encodes 1751 amino acids. The record is from RefSeq and is a predicted model, not a curated record. Gene Ontology annotation, molecular function: fatty acid synthase activity; 3-oxoacyl-[acyl-carrier-protein] synthase activity; phosphopantetheine binding. The transcript has a single exon. Gene Ontology annotation, biological process: secondary metabolite biosynthetic process; fatty acid biosynthetic process.
AUAAUGACAUUCGUUUCGUAAGGAAAACAUGGAACUAACUCGACCAGAACCCCGCCAAAGAUGUCGCUGUCGUAGGCAUGGCCUGCCGGGUUGCAGGUGGCAACAACAACCCAGAACAGCUUUGGCAGUCGUUGUUGCAGAAGAAAGAUGCCUCGGGCGAGAUCCCGGAGAUGCGCUGGGAGCCGUACCUGCGCCGCGACUCACGCAACGCCAAGAUUCUCAAGGAGACCACCUCGCGUGGCUACUUCCUCGACCGGCUCGAGGACUUCGACGGCCAGUUCUUCGGCAUCUCGCCCAAGGAGGCAGAGCAGAUGGACCCCCAGCAGCGCAUCUCCCUCGAGGUCACUUGGGAAGCCUUGGAGAAUGCGGGAAUCGCCGCCAAGUCGCUCUCAGGCAGUGACACCGCGGUUUUCUGGGGGGUGAACUCUGACGACUACUCCAAGCUAGUGCUGGAGGAUUUGCCUAACGUGGAGGCGUGGAUGGGCAUCGGCACAGCUUACUGCGGGGUCCCCAACCGCAUCUCCUACCAUCUCAACCUGAUGGGCCCCAGCACGGCUGUUGAUGCUGCUUGCGCCUCGUCACUCGUCGCUGUCCACCACGGUGUGCAAGCUAUUAUCCUUGGGGAGUCCAAGGUCGCUAUCGUCGGCGGUGUCAACGCGCUGUGCGGACCUGGGUUGACUCGGGUUCUUGAUAAGGCCGGUGCGGUCUCUCCUGAGGGGCGCUGCUGCUCGUUCGACAACGAUGUGAAGGGAUACGGCCGUGGUGAAGGUGCCGCUGCGAUUGUGUUGAAGAAUCUCUCGGAUGCUAUCAAGGACGGUGACCACAUCAUGGCCGUCAUCAAGGGAACUGCCGUCGCACAAGACGGCAAGACCAACGGCAUCAUGGCUCCCAAUGCAAAGGCCCAGCAGCUUGUCGCCAACAAUGCUCUCAAGGUGGGCAACAUCGACCCUCUUACUGUCGGAUAUGUCGAGGCCCACGCCACCUCGACUCCGCUAGGCGACCCCACCGAGGUCUCUGCCAUUGCUGCAAUUUAUGGCACGGAUCGAGAGCCAGAGUCCCCUUGCUUCAUUGGGUCCAUCAAGCCGAACAUCGGCCACUUGGAGGCUGGCGCUGGCGCUAUGGGUUUCAUCAAAGCAGUCAUGUCUGUACAAAAGGGUGUUCUUGCUCCUCAGGCCAACCUCACCACACUAACCAAGAAGGUUGACUGGGACAAUGUCGGCCUCAAGGUUGUUCAGGAAGAGACGAAGUGGCCCUCCACGGAUGACAUCCGUCGUGCCGCCAUCUGCUCCUACGGUUAUGGCGGCACGGUGUCCCACGCGGUCAUCGAGCAAUUCAACUUCCCUGAGACGCUGGAUCUCUCGCCGGCCUCCUCCCCCGCGAACCCCACAGUGCUGCUCCUUUCUGGUCCCCAGGAGAAGCGUCUGCCCGUUCAGGCUCGUGCCCUCCGGGACUGGUUGCAAACGGAGGGCUCUGAGCAGGACCUGAAACAUGUGGCCGCGACUUUGGCCGUGCGACGCGACCACCACGAUUACCGCGCGGCCAUCGUGGUUGAAAGCAAGGAGGAUGCCAUCGAAGCUUUGGGACAGCUGGCAGAUGGAGGCAACGACGCCUGGACCUCGCAGAGCCGUGUCUUCGGAGCUGGUAUUAGUAGAAACGUCGUAUGGGUUUUCUCCGGCCACGGAGCUCAAUGGGCCGAGAUGGGCAAGGAGCUACUGCAGAACCCCAUCUUCGUUCAGGCUGUUCAGCCCCUGGACGAGAUUGUCGAAGCGGAGAUUGGUCUCUCUCCCAUCGCCCUUCUCCAGAGCGGCGAGUUCGAAGCAUCCGACCACGUCCAAAUUCUGACGUACAUCAUGCAGAUUGGUAUCUCCGCCGUGCUUCAUAGCCACGGUGUGUACCCUCAAGCGAUUAUCGGUCAUUCGGUCGGUGAGAUCGCCGCGAGUGUGGUUGCUGGUGCCCUCACGGCCGAGGAAGGUGCAGUCCUCAUCACUCGUCGGUCAGUUCUCUACCGUAAAGUCAUGGGUCAGGGCGGCAUGAUCCUAGUCAACAAGCCAUACGCAGAGGUGGCGAAGGAGUUGGUCGGUCGCGAGGAUCUCGUCGUCGCGAUUGACUCAUCGCCAUCAUCUUGUGUCGUGGCUGGGUCGACCCAAGCCGUGGCUGAGAAGGCCGUCGAGUUCAAGGAGCGAGGCAUCAAGACCUUCACCGUUCGCACGGAUAUCGCCUUCCACAGCCCUAUGCUGAACCAACUGGUUGCUCCCCUGAUGGAGUCUCUCGAUGGGAGUCUCUCUCCGACUGUCCCUAAUCGCGCGAAGCUCUACUCGACUUCUCUCCGCGAUCCCCGUGGCCAGGACUUGCGCGACGCCACAUACUGGGCCAACAACAUGGUCAACCCCGUCCACCUCACCUCUGCCGUCCAAGCAGCGCUGGAUGACUCCUACCGUGUGUUCCUGGAGGUUUCCACUCACCCGCUCGUCUCUCACUCCAUCAACGAGACGAUCAUGGAUGCUGGAAUCGAAGAUUACUGCAUGAUCCCGACCCUGGCCCGCAAGAAGCCAAGUGGGAAGAGCAUUCUCCAUGCCAUCGGCCAGCUUCACACUCGGGGUGCCAAUGUGGACUGGAAGUCACAGAUGGCUGGUCCCUGGGCUGGCGGGCUACCGAACACCCCCUGGAUGCACAAGCCCACCUGGCGGCAGAUUGGGGCCAGUUCCGCGCCAGCGUCGCAAACUCACGACGUUGAGAAGCACACUCUCCUGGGCCAGCGCAUCGGAGUUGCCGGGACCGACACCGUGGUAUACACUACUCGGCUGGAUAACGACAGCAAGCCCUUCCCGGGCAGCCACCCUCUACAUGGCACCGAGAUCGUACCGGCCGCCGGUCUGGUCAACACCUUCGUCAAGGCCACAGGGGCUAAUGUGCUGAACAAUGUCGUCCUCCGUGUUCCGGUGGCCAUCAACGCGCCGCGGUCGGUGCAGAUUGUUGCGCAGCGCGAAGAGGUCAAGAUCAUGUCUCGACUGAUCCAGGAGAAUGAAGGAGCCAAUGAUGAUUCUUCGUGGGUCACCCAUACCACCGCCCGGUGGGAGUCGACGCCUACCUCUUCCUCUCCUGCUCGCGUGGAUGUUGAGGCGACUAAAGCCCGCAUUGGAACACGUCUGCGGGAUGAUUUCUCGAUCGAUUACCUCGACAAGGUUGGUGUGUCGGCCAUGGGCUUCCCAUGGGCCGUCACCGAGCACUACGGCAACACCAAGGAGAUGAUUGCCCGUGUUGACGCUGCUCCUUCUGUGGCUGCAGAUGGCGAGCUUCCCUGGGAUGCAUCCUCCUGGGCGCCCAUCCUGGAUGCAGCGACCUCGGUCGGCUCCACCAUCUUCUUCAACGAACCCCGGCUGCGCAUGCCUGCUCAAAUCGAGCGAGUCGACAUCUUCACCCGGGAGAACCCACCCAAGGUUGGUUGGCUGUACGUGCAGGAGGCCUCCGACACGGCGCUGGCGUCGCAUGUCAGUGUCUGCGAUGAGGCGGGCAACGUUGUGGCCAAAUUCACCUCCAUGCGUUUCUCGGAGAUCGAGGGAACCCCCGGCGUCAGCGGCAGCAUGGAGAGCCUCGUCCACCAGAUGGCCUGGCCCCCUGCUGUGCCGGCCGAGGAGCCUCUCCCCAUUAACCAACUUGUGCUCAUCUCCGAGGACGUUGCUCUCCGUGAGAGAUACGCUGCUACCAUCUCGACUGCGGCAUCCGUUGUCCAGCUAGCGAACGCACGGGACCUAGCCACCAACCGCGAUAACCUCCCUCUCAGCAACAAAGAGACGGCCAUCGUCUACAUCCCAGGACAGGUCUCCUCUUUGCAGGACGUGCCCAAGUCAGCCGAAGCAUUCACCUGGCAGCUUCUCGAGCUCGUCAAGUUCGUGGUCAACAACACCUUACCACCGAAAGUCUUUGUCGUCACAUCCAACACCGGCGAGGGCGAGACCCCGACCGCUCUCGCACACGCACCGCUCGUGGGUCUUAGCCGCGUGAUUGCCAGCGAGCACAGCGACCAAUUCGGCGGCCUAAUCGAUACGGAAGUGCCUACCUUCCCCCUGACGACGAUGCGCUACAUCCAAGGCGCAGACAUCGUCCGCAUCCGCGACGGAGUGGCCCGCACCAUGCGUCUCCGAUCGCUGCAGCGCCACCGCCUCCUCCAGCAAGACCAGCAACAGCAGCAGCUCCUCCCUCGCCCCGACGGCACCUAUCUCAUUACCGGCGGUCUGGGAGCUCUGGGCCUCGAAGUGGCCGACUUCCUGGUCACGGAGGGGGCUCGGCGCGUGAUCCUCAUCUCCCGCCGCGGUCUCCCUCCGCGCCGCAUGUGGGCCGACAUGCAGCCCUCCUCUCCGCUUGCGCCAACGAUCACCAAGAUCCUCGACCUCGAGGCGCGCGGCGCCUCCAUCCACGUCCUCGCGCUCGACAUCAGCGUACCCUCAGCCGCGGACCAACUCACCGCUGCCCUGGACGCGCUCUCUCUACCGCCCGUGCGCGGCGUGGUUCACGCCGCCGGCGUCCUCGACAACGAGCUCGUCCUCGACACAACACCCGACGCCUUCGCCCGGGUCCUGGCCCCGAAAAUCACAGGCGGACUGGUGCUGAACGAAGUCUUCCCCCCGCAAAGUGUGGACUUUUUCGUGCUCUUCAGCUCCUGCGGACAGCUAGUCGGAUUCACAGGACAGAGCUCCUACGGCGCGGGCAAUGCCUUCCUGGACACGCUGGCCGCGCACCGACAGCAACAGGGCGACCGGGGGGCGCGGGCCUUCCAAUGGACGGCGUGGCGCGGGCUGGGGAUGGGCGCCAGCACGGACUUCAUCAACGCGGAGCUAGCGAGCAAGGGGAUCACGGACGUGACAGCGGACGAGGCGUUCGCUGCCUGGCGGCACGCCGCACGCUACGAAGGCGACCACGCGGUGGUGCUGCGCGCGCUGCCACUUGAAGCCGACGAGCCGCUGCCGUCCCCUGCGCUGGCCGACAUCGCCGUCCGUCGCGUCUCGGCCUCUAGUGACUCUUCCUCGUCCUCAUCCCCCUCAGCCGAGAAAAAGUCGAUCCCCACCUCCGGCCCCGAGCUGAAGGCGUACCUCGACCAGGCCAUCCGCGGCUGCGUCGCCGCCGUCCUGCACCUCCCGUCCGCCGACGAGGUCGACGCCAAAGCCGCGCUCGCGGAUCUGGGCGUCGACUCCGUUAUGACCGUCACGCUGCGCCAGAAGCUGCAGCAGGCGCUGCGGGUGAAGGUGCCGCCGACGUUGACGUGGAGCCAUCCCACGGUCGGACACUUGGUGGGUUGGUUCGCGGAGAAGGUGGGCGACAACAAGGCGGAUUCUUGA